AGCUACGCAAUUUUUUUUUUUGAAGUUGUGAAAUCGAAUCGCGAUUGAACUGAGGAGGAUGGCAUUAUCUAUAAAAUAAGUUUAGUGUUGUUUGUAUUGUACGUUUCCGUUAGCUUUUCUAUGGUGUUGAAUGUUACAUAAACGGCACAUAACGGGUGGUGAUAGGCGAAUAACCGUUGAAAAUUUAGAGGAACCGUGGAAAUGUAAAAUUUACCAUCCCGUGCUCGAUUAUCUGGCUGGCUGAUGUGUCAAUGGCGGAAGCAGAAACGCGAUGGAGACGCAUGGUGGCGCACGUUUUUCGCUGUCCGCCCGAUCCUCUCGCCAUCGGUGACGCGUCGAAAAAAGUUAUGGAAACUUUUUGGAAAGCUGUCAGCCGCAAGAAACCCAACAACGACGACGGAAGCCACUCGAAGCUAGCGCGCGUACUGACCCUGCUCGAUCUGACCGGGCUCGGCGUGGGCAGUACGCUCGGCCUGGGUGCGUACGUACUGGCCGGGUCCGUAGCGUACGAGCAGGCCGGUCCGGGUGUGGUCAUUUCCUUCGUCAUUGCAGCGCUAGCGGCGGCCAUUGCCGGCCUGUGCUAUGCGGAGUUUGCAUCGCGCGUACCGAAGGCGGGCUCCGCGUACAUCUACACCUACAUUACGAUCGGCGAGUUUGCUGCGUUCACGAUCGGCUGGAAUCUGAUGCUGGAGUACAUUAUUGGCACAGCAAGUGUCGCGAGAGGCUUGAGCGGCUACAUCGACGCACUGAUCGACCACCGGAUGGGUAACGCCAUCAAAGAUGUGAUCCAGAUGAAGGUUAGCUUCUUGGCCGAGUAUCCGGACGUGUUUUCCUUCCUGGUUGUGCUGGUGAUAACGGCCCUGCUAGCGUACGGUGUGAAAGAAUCCACCCUGCUGAACAAUCUCUUCACCGGCGUCAAUCUCAUCGUGAUUGCGGUUGUGCUCGUGUCGGUAGGCAUUAAGGCCGACCCGGCCAACUGGACCAUACAACCGAACGAUCCGAGCGUACCGGCCGGCGUUGACAUCGGUGCCGGUGGAUUCCUUCCGUACGGGAUCGCGGGCGUAAUGGCUGGUGCGGCUAAAUGUUUUUACGGCUACGUAGGGUUCGAUUGUAUCGCUACGACCGGCGAGGAGGCACAGAAUCCUUCGCGAAACAUUCCUCUAGCCAUCAUCAUGUCGCUGGUCAUCAUCUUCCUCUCUUACUUCGGUGUGGCCACCGUGCUUACGAUGGCCCUGCCGUACUACCUGCAAAACCCGAUCGCACCCUUCCCCCGGCUAUUCGACUAUCUUGGCUGGCAGGAGAUUAAGUGGAUCGUCUCGAUCGGUGCGAUAUUUUCGCUGUGCACCAACUCACUGGGAGCGAUGUUUCCGCUGCCCCGCGUACUGUACGCCAUGUCCUCGGACGGACUAAUCUACAAGCAGCUGCGCACGGUUCACCCGAAAACCAAAACACCCCUACUGGCCACUAUCCUGUCCGGGAUCUUCUCCGGCACGAUGGCGAUGCUGUUCAAUCUGCACCAGCUGAUCGAUAUGAUGUCGAUCGGAACACUGCUCGCCUACACGAUCGUCGCGGUGAGUGUGCUGGUGUUGCGUUACGAGCAAAACACCAACUUCAUCGUCAGCUCACAGACGAAAUCGUCCACCGUCGUGAAGCAGCUGUUCAAUCUGACCUGCCUCACGGUUCCGAGCAGCUUGUCGUCCGAUAUUGUGAAGGUGUGCGUGCUUAUCUACGCGAUCGCCAUCAGUGUGAUCAGCGCAAUUCUAGUACACGCCCAGACCCAUCUCAACGACUACAAUCCACUCAUGUGCACCCUGCUAGCGGCUAUGACCGUUGUAGCGAUACUGCUGACGCUUAUCAUCUCCUGCCAGCCGACCGAGGAGCGGCAGCUUACCUUCCGCGUACCGUUCGUCCCGUUCGUACCGCUGCUCAGCAUCUUGGUGAACGUGUACCUCAUGUUCCAGCUGGACGCGGCCACCUGGGUACGGUUUCUGGUGUGGCUGCUGGUGGGCUUCAUCAUCUACUUUUCGUACGGCAUUCGCCACUCGGUGCAAGGUUCGGGCAGCCAAACGCUGUCCGAAAGUCAGCUAGACAUACCAUUCGCCAUGUUUACGACGGUGAAGCUGUAGCGGGCUCUCGCGCGGCAAUCGCCGUCACACCUAUUUUAGUGCGAUCAAGACAUUAGGGAUGUACGUUCGGUAGUUAGACAGUUGCAUGUAGUGAUGUAGCGCGGUAGAAAGCAUUAAACUAGUAGGGAGCCGCAACGGAAAGCAAACAAACAGAAACAUUCACUGGUAAACGUGUAGCAUGGAACCGUUUUAGGUUAGGAAUCUCGGGAAAGAGGGGGGGGGAGGGACUUCUUUUUGACGUUCAUCACUCACAGUAGACGCUCUGCAGGGAACACUUAGUAUAUCGUAAGCAACCCAUUACUCAUUAUGAGCCUUGGGGGGAAUUAGUUUUGUUUUAUAUUUUGCACAAAUAAAAUCAACAGCUCACAAUUAAGUGCUUGUGCUCGUGA
Messenger RNA from Anopheles stephensi (Asian malaria mosquito), 2515 nucleotides. RefSeq names its product cationic amino acid transporter 2-like. Lineage: Eukaryota; Metazoa; Arthropoda; Insecta; Diptera; Culicidae. Gene Ontology annotation, biological process: transmembrane transport; amino acid transport. Gene Ontology annotation, cellular component: plasma membrane. Bases 252 to 2126 code for a protein of 624 amino acids. The transcript has 4 exons. Gene Ontology annotation, molecular function: amino acid transmembrane transporter activity. The record is from RefSeq and is a predicted model, not a curated record.